Molecule: messenger RNA, 537 nt
Organism: Vicia faba (fava bean)
Lineage: Eukaryota; Viridiplantae; Streptophyta; Magnoliopsida; Fabales; Fabaceae
Source: the annotation of a GenBank genome assembly
AUGGCAUCCAAAUCACAGAAGAAAGCCAAUCUCUUAGAUCAUCACUCCAUCAAGCACAUUCUCGAUGAGUCUGUUUCUGAGGUGGUUAAGGGACGUGGGUAUUCUGAAGACGUGAGAUUGAGCAAUGUGAGGCUGUUGAUUGGGUCUGUUAUUAUUGUCAUUGCUCUGUUUGCUCAGUUUUACAAGAAGAAGUUUCCUGAGAAUAGGGAUUUUCUUCUUGCCUGCAUCGCCUUAUAUCCUUUUCUGAUCAUAUAUACUAAGGAGAAGAACGCCAUUCUCUUUACUUAUCCUCUGGCUGGUUCCUUUACCAGCACUGGUUUGGUAGUUUCCUCCAAAUUACCCAGAUUUUCUGACAUUUACACACUUACGGUAGAAAGUGCAGAUCCAAAAUCAAUUUCUGCAAAUGAACCCGUAAAUCUUACCAAAAGUGUUACUGAGUGGUUCACUAAGGAUGGAGUCUUAGUUGAAGGCCUCUUUUGGAAGGAUGUUGAAACUCUGAUAGCUCAAUAUACUAAAGAACCAAAGAAGAGCAAGUGA